Teleopsis dalmanni is the source of this 4206-nucleotide messenger RNA. RefSeq names its product homeobox protein 5-like. Gene Ontology annotation, molecular function: ubiquitin protein ligase activity; ubiquitin conjugating enzyme binding. Gene Ontology annotation, cellular component: cytoplasm. The record is from RefSeq and is a predicted model, not a curated record. The coding region runs from base 7 to 3186 and encodes 1059 amino acids. The transcript is spliced from 6 exons. NCBI's taxonomy places the organism in Eukaryota, Metazoa, Arthropoda, Insecta, Diptera, Diopsidae. Gene Ontology annotation, biological process: proteasome-mediated ubiquitin-dependent protein catabolic process; multicellular organism development.
UACAAUAUGAGUCGAAAAAGUUCAUGUGCUAGUUCCGAUUUUACAAUCGAAGGGCAUUACAAACAAACCGAUUGCUUUGUACCAAAAAAUACAAGUACCGAAGAAGAUACUAAACCCACAGUGCGUCUAUUGAAAAUUCCAAAAUCACAAAACGGUGCUUGCGGGUUUCGUUUAACGCGCAGUAAAUGGGAUCCAUAUCCAUGGGUAAGCGCUGUCGACAUCGGCACUCCAGCGAAAGUAUGUGGCUUAAAGGCCGGCGAUUGUAUUUUAGAGGUUAAUGGCGAAGACGUGUUGGGUCUGCGCAUAACGGAUAUUGCAAAAUUGGUUAAAGUUAAAUCAGAGCAUGUCACGUUGUUACUGUGGAACACCGGUCAGGAUGCAAAAUGCGAUCCUGAGAAUCUCUGUUGUGCACCAAUGCCACGAAGCUUACAGCGACUUUCUUUUAUUGUACAAUCCGUACUCUCCAUAAUAGAAUGUCCUGUGUGCCUUGACACAAUCACACCACCCGCCAUGCAAUGUCAGAAUGGGCAUUUACUGUGCGUAAAUUGUCGCAUACGCGCUGAAAAAUGUCCAGUCUGUCGAGAUCGGUACACACCGAGACGUGCAUUAAUUGCGGAGCAGAUAUAUACCAACAUAACGAACGCAUUUAACUUGUGUCGCAACGAAGACAGAUUGCGGCAGAAAAUAUUUGGCACAAGUGUUAAGCAAGCAAAAUCCUUAGACGAGAUGCACAAUCACAACAAACAGCAAAUGCAAGUAUCUGAAAAAUGGGAACACUUAAAUCCGUGCGUUGAAGUUAAUAAAUCUAACGGAAUUGCAGCCAUAAAACCAAAUAAAACCGGAUUGCCUUUGAAGACAUUCCUUAGAAAAAAUUCAAUGCAUAAAUCGUGUUCUAUGGAAAAUCUUGCAAUACCCAUAGCAAAUAGCACCGACAUAAAAGCUCUGGCAAUGCCAUCGACGUUCUCACUUACAACAAAUUCAACAACAAUUGCAGCAAAAAAUAUGCCAUGCCAUAAUAACUUGUCGAAGCAAAUCCUAGUCCACGCGGAUCAAACGCACUGCAUGCCUAACCCUAAGAAUCAAUCGAUUUGUGAGGAAGUCCAAGUCAAUAGUGACAACAUAGGCAGCGCAUAUGUCAGCGGGGAUAUUACAUGUAAGUCAACAAUCAUACGUGAAGGAGCAACCACAAACAGUAGCAACUCAACUGUAACCUCAGCAACAAAUAAACUGAACGCAGUAAAUAGUGUGUCAAAGUAUUUUUCAUUAUCGACAAAUGAUUUAUUGCGCCAACGGCAGCUACCGAAUGACCACAAACAGGAGCAACAAAAACCACAAAAAGAGCAUAAGGGACACCCGUUAUCGCCUGAAGUAUUCACUACAAAUUAUAUGACCUACAUGGACAAUGCACACAGUGCCUCAUUACAGUGUCUGGACAACGAAAUAUGUGAUAAAAUCUCAGCUAAGCUCAAAAGUAAAUCAACGCCAACAUCUACAAGCGCAUCGUUAACAAAUUCACCAUUGCCCAUCUGGUACCAACGUAGACCCUACACAAAGCGCCAUCAUUCGUUGAAAUGCUUACACAAACGUUUAAGGCCAACAGUUGCAGAUAACAACAACAACAGCAACAACAACAACAGCAACAGCAACAACAAUGAUAACUACUACAAAAACAAUGACAAUAGCAGUAGCAAUGAUAAUGAGAGCAGUAGCAAUGACUUUGUUGACGAUAACAACACAAAAGCGAUAACAAGCACAAAAUUAUCAUCAUCUUCCGCAGCAUCAUCAUCAUCAUCACCAUCACCAUCACCAUCAUUAGCAUCGUCAACAACUUGCCUAUGUUGCUCCUCGUGCUCAUCCAGUACAUCUGGUGUUUACACUUCAAUGGAUGCACCAUUUUGCAGUGCAACCAUCAAAGAUGAGUUAUUACCUUUAAAAGCCAACAAUGUGGUCAUAACAGUUGCCUCAUUAGAACAUUUAGCGGCAGUAGCAAACUUAUCAUCACCGUCAGCUUUGAACUCUACUCCAACACCUUCAGCGACAACAUCUUCAUCAGGCGCAUCAACAUUUCAGCCAAUCACAACGUCUGCUGUGGAGUUAAGCUCUAUGAAUUCACCUGUUGGUAAGGAAUGCACAGAGGAUAUGACACUAAAAACAUCUACAUUACCAUCAUCAUCAUCGUCAUCGUCCCAGUUAUCAUUUACAUCCGUUGAGCAUUUGCAGCAACAAAAACAGGAUCCAAAAACCGCUGGCAAAAAUGUACGUGGCUGCUAUUAUUGUCCAUGUAAUUGCGGCAAAACUUUUGAUGCAACACAACAACUGCAGAAUCAUGUAAAAAUGGUUCAUCACUUACCCGUACUCAAUUUUGGUAGCUCAAGUGCGCAACUAGCUUUACCACUUCAUCAACCAGUCGAUAAUGCAGUAAUCAUCCUAGAGCUCAACAACAAUGACAGUAAAAAUGACAACAUAACCAACUGCAGCAGCAGCAGCAACAACAACGCUGGACAGAAUACGUGUCAAGGAGUAACAGAUGUUGAAACUGACAAAGCUGAAGAUGAAGAUGAAAGUGUCAAAAUUGAUGACAAAGUGAUGGCACAUCGCAAUUGCAGUAGCAAGGAAUGCUGGAUUAGAAUAAAAAUGUUAGGCAAGGAUUGCAUACAAACUGCAGCGUUGCUAUUGGGAAGUGUGGCUGAAAGUGCAGAUUUCAUGUUGGAAACUCAAUUAAGUGGCGGCAAUAAUAGCAACAAUGAUGCAAUAACGUCCACGGAAGUGAUAAACCAAAACACAAAUGGUAUCGAAUGCCAAGAACAACAACAACAACAACAACAACAACAAACACAACAACAUCAAGAAAUGAGGUCAGUUGUGCACUCAAUGGAAACGACAACAUGGCAAGAGAUUUUUAACCAACAAUAUUGCAACAACAUUAUCAAUAAUGAUGGCAACAUUGCCAGCAAUAGCAACAGCAACAGCAGCAGCAACUUCAGUGCUUUAAAAAAUUGUUCGCAUAUUGUAAGCAAUGGCAAGGAUGAUUACAAUUUAAGCGUAAUCAGCGUAAUUUAUCUGCAACAGCAGCACCGGAAGCAGCAACAAUAUCAGCAACAAAAUGGCGACGCUGCAAUUGCUGUUCGUGAAGGAGCGACACAUGCUCAUAAUUUGUUAUUGAAUAUUAAUGUAAGACAUAAAUAAAAAUACAUAGUUUUUAAUAGUUUUCCAUGGUUGCGACAGCAACACCGAAGGCUCCGAAGACUGUAAAAUAAAUAAAUGGAUCAGCCGUUAAAUGGGUGCGAGUUGGAAGAGAAAAAGUUGUCAUAAUUAAGUGCAGCACAGCAAGGAUAAUUUAUUUACUUUUUUUUUUUUGAUUAAUUUUCACCAACACUUGCAACUCUGCGUUAAAUUAUGCUACGGCACGUUUCGUUGAGGGCGCUUCCAUUGAUUUCUAAUUUGUUGCGCUUUUGUGUACUAGAUUCAACUUUUUCAUUCCGCGUUCACUUUUUCGCUGUAGAGCUGCUCCUGCAAACUGGACGGUUGCCAUUUGCAUUGAUUAAAAUGUCAACUAAACCGGAAGUGGCAGUUUAAUUUGUACGCGAUAAUUGAAUUUUAUUUUGCUCAAUUUUGCCCGCACAGAUUGAUUUGCCAUUGCUGCUACCACUGCCUUGGCGUCCAUUGUGAAGCAUCAAAUACAGCAAUGGCGCGAUGGCAGCAAUGGCGGCAACUGCAACAGUGAUGGCAACUACAGCAGUGAUGGCAACUGCAGCUAAAGUAUGACCGUGAAUAUGGCAGCUGUACUCGGCUGAGAUGGCAAAUAAAGAAAAUGGCGUUAACAAAUUUAAUUACGUUGAAUACGUCAUUAUGCGCGGCUUCAAGUCGCUGCAUUAUAUAAAGUGGAAAUGAAGUUAUUCUCCAUUUCCUACUUCCCUUUCACGAUUCUAUUUACUCGCUGUGAAAUUACACAAUUUCUUCUCAUUAUCGACAUGAUUGAAAAAAUCUUAAAUAAAUUGAAUUUUAAUUAAAGUAGCCACCAUUGGUAAAAGCAAAUAAACGCAAUAUUUACUUAUGUGGCUUGUCGUGCAUAAUUAAAGAAGAUAUACUUGAUUUGGAAAGAGAACAAAACCACUUACACUCUAGAGGAAGAAUUUUAAGAUUGAUAUCAGAAGUUAUUUCUAAAGAGAAAAGAAUAAAUAAAAUUAUAUUUUAAAAUAAAUUAAA